Messenger RNA from Rhagoletis pomonella (apple maggot), 1845 nucleotides. Its product is annotated as DNA-directed RNA polymerase II subunit RPB1-like. NCBI's taxonomy places the organism in Eukaryota, Metazoa, Arthropoda, Insecta, Diptera, Tephritidae. Bases 1 to 1845 code for a protein of 614 amino acids. Gene Ontology annotation, molecular function: DNA binding. The transcript has 4 exons. Gene Ontology annotation, biological process: DNA-templated transcription. Gene Ontology annotation, cellular component: RNA polymerase II, core complex. The record is from RefSeq and is a predicted model, not a curated record.
AUGAGUGGUGGUUGCGUCACACGGAAGGUGAGGGGCAUACAAUUUGGUGUACUUUCGCCGGAUGAAAUCAGGCGGCUGUCUGUUACGGACGGUGGCAUUACACGCGCAAUUAUCGUGGAGGAUGGACGUCCUGCAAUAGGUGGCUUAAUGGAUCCUCGUCAAGGCGUGGUUGACCGUGAAUCGCGUUGCCUAACAUGCGCCGGCAAUAUUGUCGACUGUCCCGGCCAUUUUGGCCACAUUGAAUUGAGUUUACCAGUUUUUCAUAUUGGAUUUAUAUUGAAAACUAUAAAAAUAUUAAGCUGUGUGUGUUUCUCUUGCUCCAAGCUUUUGGUAUCACCCUCUAAUCCAAAGGUAAAGGAGGUGCUAAAUUCUACCAAAGCACGUCCACGCAUGCGUCUCAGUCUUAUGCGUGAAUUGUGCAAGACGAAGACGAUUUGCGAGGGCGGCGAAAAUAUAGAUAUCGCCAUUAGAGGCACAAACGAACGUAACCUUUCUGAUCAUGGGGGUUGUGGUCAGCAUCAACCGCAAAUCACACGAAAAAAGCUAGAAUUGCACGCUACUUGGCAUCACUUUGUGGAGCAUCGUCAAGAGCCCCAAAUUAUUCUAACAGCAGAACGUGUGCUGGAAAUUUUCCGUAAUAUCUCCGAUGAAGAUUGUGUAUGUUUAGGUAUGGAUCCACAGCACUGCAGACCAGAUUGGUUACUCAUUUCGGUGCUGCCAGUGCCUCCUCUAUCAGUUCGUCCAUCUGUACAAAUGUGUGGUAGCUCACGUUCACACGAUGAUAUUACACACAAAUUGGCGGAUAUAAUCAAAGCCAAUAAUGAGCUGAGAAAAUGCAUUGAAACAGGCGCCGCAGACCACUUGAUUCGGGAGUGUUCCUCUCUAUUGCAGUUUCAUGUGGUUACCCUUAUAGACAAUGAAAUUCCUGGUUUACCACGUGCUCUGCAAAAAUCUGGACGCCCAUUGAAGAGUAUUAAAGCUCGCUUGAAGGGGAAGGAAGGACGUAUACGGGGCAAUUUAAUGGGCAAACGUGUAGAUUUCUCUGCACGUACUGUAAUCACGCCUGACCCAAACUUAAAUAUCGAUCAGGUGGGUGUACCACGCUCUGUAGCGCAGAACCUGACAUACCCUGAAGUGGUUACACCAUUUAAUAUUGAGCUAAUGCAAACCCUUGUUCAGCGUGGUAAUACACAAUUCCCUGGCGCUAAAUACAUAAUACGCAAUAAUGGCGAUCGUAUCGAUUUGCGUUUUCAUCCCAAACCCAGUGACCUACAUCUUGAACUUGGCUACAAAGUAGAACGCCAUUUACGGGACAAUGAUUUAGUGAUUUUCAAUCGUCAGCCCACAUUACAUAAAAUGUCAAUGAUGGGUCAUCGUGUCAAAGUUUUGCCUUGGUCCACAUUUCGCAUGAAUCUCUCGUGCACCACUCCCUAUAAUGCCGACUUCGAUGGCGAUGAAAUGAAUUUACAUGUACCACAGAGCAUGGAAACACGCGCUGAAAUUGAGAAUCUUCAUUUAACACCGCGACAAAUAGUCACCCCUCAAACCAAUAAGCCAGUAAUGGGUAUAGUACAGGAUUGUUUGACUGGUGUGUGCAAGAUGACGAAACGUGAUGUUUUCAUAACUCAUGAGCAGCUAAUGAAUUUACUGAUGCAUAUGCCGUGUUGGGAUGGUGUAGUGCCAAAGCCAUGCAUUCUAAAACCAACAGUUCUUUGGUCGGGCAAACAACUUUUUUCGUUAAUUAUACCUGGAAAUUUGAAUAUGAUACGAACACACUCAACCCAUCCGGAUGAAGAAGAUGAAAGCCAAUAUCGUUGGAUCUCACCGGGUGAUACAAAAAUAUAA